Molecule: messenger RNA, 1885 nt
Organism: Xylaria bambusicola
Lineage: Eukaryota; Fungi; Ascomycota; Sordariomycetes; Xylariales; Xylariaceae
Exons: 2
Coding region: 280-1860 (526 amino acids)
Biological process (GO): protein phosphorylation
Molecular function (GO): ATP binding; protein kinase activity
Source: RefSeq, a predicted model, not a curated record
CCCCGAACCAAAUCAAACCUACAUAUUGCUUGACGGAAAUACCCUGGUUUUAUUAGGACGCUUGCUGAAUAGGUACAGCGCCACGUUUGAAGGCGCCCCAAUUGGCGAUUUCGCUAUCAACGUCAGCCGCAGAAGACCCUGCAGCGCUUAGGUACACAGCCCCCUUUCAUACCAAGAUAACAUUGCUACGCGAACGAAUAGCUUAGAAACAGUUGGCGUCAGUUCUCAUUUAAAGCCAAUUUUUACCUAAAGCAAUUAAAGUCGUGUACGCGUGCGGAUAUGUCUGGUGAGCUAGCACUGGCCGUCCUGGGGUUGGUCGAAGGUUCUAUUAAGUUGGUGCGCAAGAUCAAAUCAACAUGCCAGUCGUACCGGGAGGCCGACGAAGGGGUAAAAGAAAGAUUUGUGCUUCUCGAGUCUCUUUGGAUCAAGGUUGAGAUGCAAUUAGAAUUCUUGGCUAAGAUAUCUAGCCACCUCACUGAUGACUUGGUGCAAAGUCAACUUAACCUCCUUCAAAGACUCAAGGGAAGACUAGCGCAAGCUGCGUCGCAGCUCGAAGCUGUUGACCCGAGGAGUAUUGAAAAUAAGGGGAAGGCGGCUGAUGUUCUGCGGAAGUGGAAGUUUGCACUUGUCAAGAGCAGUCUCGAUGAGCUUAUGGGCGAGCUGGAGGCUUGGCAGCAACGAUUCGAUCCAUCCUGGUAUCUCAUGAUUCUUAUCAGCGGCAAGGUUUUGGACAACGCGCUCGUCGAGUCAGCUGACAGUGAUUUGGCACAAUCGGAUCUAGAUUCAAACCCCUUAAACAAGAUGCUCGCUAUCCGCUCAACUUUAAACCCGGGUUUGAAACCACAGAGCAAGACACACGUCAAUCUCAGUCACGAUGGGCUCAAAGGAGCACAAGAGUCAGCCAUUUCGUUUUCAGCGGCCAGAACAGUUGUGAGAGCUGGGUCGACUAACUUGCUGGUUGUGGAACGGGUAUCAUGUCCUUCUGGAAUGACAUCCCAAAUGAAGAUUGAUGUCGGAAACCUAGCUAAGAAGCUCCAAAACGUGGAUCCUACCACAUUCGGGCUCCUCCGUUGUAAAGGAAUCCUUAAGCACCACGACGCUUUGAACAAGUUAUCGGCCAUUGACGUCGUAUAUACCACCCCUCUGAACUGUCAGCAACCUCAAACUCUACGCCAUCAUCUUUCGCAACAGAAGCCCGUUAGUCUCAGCAUGAUCAUGCGAAUCGCGAAGCAGCUAGUCCGAUCUGUUCAUUACGUUCACACUUGUGGUUUCGUGCAUAAGAAUAUCAGGCCCGAGAACAUCCUCAUCUUCCCAGGCAGCAAUAAUGGAUCAUUGGGAGAGAGCUUCCUGAUCGGUUUCACUGAGUUCCGCAACGCCAACUUCCAGACCAAUCUAUACGGAGAUGCGGCGUGGCACCGAAAUAUCUAUCGCCACCCUCAAAGACAAGGCCCCUUUGUGCUGGACAGAUACGUUAUGCAGCACGAUAUUUACAGCAUUGGGGUUUGUCUUUUGGAGAUUGCACUUUGGCGAUCUUUCGUGUGGUACCCGGCGCCCGAUGGCAGCGCGACUCCAGUACCCAGCAUGGGUCUUGGCUUUGCCUGUGACGAUAAAGACUUUGAAACCACGCAGCUGACUAGCAAGCGGCGAAUCAAGGAGCAACUAGUGAGAUUGGCUGAAGAAGAACUUCCACCACGCGUUGGGGAUACUUACAUGAGCAUCGUUGUAGAUUGUAUGAAGUGCUUAGACCCAGAUAGUGAGAAAUUCGGCGACAUCAAGGGACUUGCGGACGAGGAUGGGAUAGUGGUGGGCGUCAAAUACGUAGAACAUAUCUUAGGCCGGAUUAUGGAGAUAUCAGUAUAAAAAUAAUCAUAUUAUCAUGCCAGUG